CCUUUUGCUAUCAGAGUUUUGACCACAAUUCCAAAUGAACCAAAAAGACCUACAUUUUAACUCAUUUUCAAAAACCACUGACAGAAAGUCGAGACCAUGAGUCACAAACCGUGGCAACAAUAAAAAAUAAAUAAAAAAUGUAAGCAUGUUCAUCACUUUGAAGUGUCCUCUUGAGACACUUCUGUUGUUGUUUGGUGUAAUUAGAGAUUUUAAGAUGAUCGUCCGUGCCCUAUCCUAAACCUACAAGAGCCAGGUGACUGAACAUUGUAAUAAAAAAAAUGUCUGUGAAUUUAAAUGGGUAACCUUAAAUGCCAACUUAAAUGCCAGUUUGUUCAAAUGUCUUUUUACUCCUUUCUUUUUUAUUAUUUGUUAUGUAUUUUGAACAGUGUAUUUAUAAGCUUCAGGUCUAUUAAAUGUAACUGGCAAACGAAGACCUAUAUGCCUGUGCCACAGUACAGAUAGAACCAAAGAUUCUAGAGCCCCAAAUCUAGAAUGUCUGGCCAGAAUCCUUCACAGCGGCAGCGUGGUUCUUCAAAGAUGCGGUAACCAUAGGUUUCCCUGGAACGCGUGGUCGUAUCUAUGGAUACAGCAGGGAAAUGAGACUACUGAAUUUGAUGCACAGGAAGGAGGGGGAGACGCGAUGGACAGAGGUAAUGAGUUAGGACCGAGACGUAAUCUUAAAACGAAGACAAGCUCGGUCAAUUUGUCUGGGCGAGAGGUGGACCUGGUGUGUGAGGCGGUAACGGACUCGGACUCGGACUCGGAUCCGCUUGGGAGGCACAAUCGAAGCAAGAAGAAAGGGCUGGAGAUGGAGAGACCUCGGUGUCACCCAGAUAAUAGCUUUGCGUUGGCCAGAGAGCGUCUUAUCUCCUUAAAAGAGUCCAUAUCAGGAGAUGAAUGUGUGUACACGGAGAAGAUUAGACAGCAGUAUGCCGAAAUAAAGAAGGUGGAAGAAAUCAUAAACGAUCAGAGAAAGAAAAUUGCGGCUGUGCGUCAAGGAAUAGAGCAGGUCAGAUUUAGAAACAGUGAAGAACGGAUGCAGGAGCUGCAGAACAGUAGCAGGCCUGAUAAUGCCGAGGUCAAGGACAGCCAGGGGCACAAGACCCCUCCCCAAACUAAGCGAGAGCACCAAGCAGCUUUGGGAAUGAUGGAGGCUCAUCUUGAUAAGAUGGAGGGAGUGUUACUUGGUCACAAAAAAAGACUGGAUGAAAUGCGUCUUGAGAAACGUCGGGAUUUUUUGAACAAGCAGCAAAAGUGGAGGCAGAGGAUGUUGGCCAUGCAGGCGGAAAAAUACUAUCCUAAACCAGAGGAGGGAUAGCCCAGAGGGGAAUAGAGGGGCCAAGCACAAAGUGCAUUUACCAAAGUGUUUACCUACAGUUUUGCUAUAUUUUAAUGGGUUUUUGUACAGAAAUAAAGACUUUUGAUGCACCGUUUCCAUGACAUUGUUGUUCUGCCCCUGGCUUAUUUCUUGCAACUGUUACACAGUGACAAGUGACAAAUUGGAGAAUUUCGUCCAUCGUUGUGAAAAAGUCAAGUCAAGCGAACAUUUAAUCCAAUAGAAACUGUAAUUACAGUCAAGUGUGACAGUCCCUUAAUUUGUUGCAGCCCAUUCAUCCAUCAAAUGGUCAAAAUGGUGCUGAUUGAAAAAAGAAAAACAUUGGGCUGUGAAGGUGAGGUAGAAGUGGGUUUUGAAGCUUUGAAGUUGGGUGUGUGGAUAUUGAAGUGUUGGGGUAAAAAAAGGGGGUGAUUUAAAAUGAUAAAAAGCAAAAACACUGCCCUGCAACUUAUGUACAUGUACUGUUUGAAGAGAUGGUUUAUAAUAAACGACCUACAGGCUUUCUGUCUGUAUGUGUGCUACCCCACAA
Messenger RNA from Clupea harengus (Atlantic herring), 1865 nucleotides. RefSeq lists its product as uncharacterized. The record is from RefSeq and is a predicted model, not a curated record. Gene Ontology annotation, cellular component: cytoplasm. The transcript has 6 exons. Gene Ontology annotation, molecular function: protein binding; guanyl-nucleotide exchange factor activity. Bases 641 to 1318 code for a protein of 225 amino acids. Gene Ontology annotation, biological process: intracellular signal transduction; cilium assembly. NCBI's taxonomy places the organism in Eukaryota, Metazoa, Chordata, Actinopteri, Clupeiformes, Clupeidae.